AUGCAGUCUACGGCCAGCAAACUACUCCCCGCCAAGCGCGGUGGACUCUACCGACUGCAGGGGGACGAAUUGUGUACUGGGUUCAGUUUUCUCAAUGCGACGGCCUAUGCCAUCUUGCAGCUCAGGGAAGAAAUCACACAGCAAGCAAAAUCUGGAGCACUGACAGUUAAGGCUACUGCUGAAGGUGAAGCAUCCGCACAGACGGACCAUGUUGAUCCUUGGCCGCUUUUUCAAGGGGAAAGAAGCGUCCAAGGAUUUGGGCGUCAAGGAAGAUGCGACGUAGUAGCUCUAAGACAGAAAAUAGAAGAACGACGAAACGAGGCGGGCUUAGCGGGAAAAGAACCACCGAAAAGCUGUCAUCUUCAAAAAUUCUUUUUCCCUCUGCUGCUAGCGCUAGGGAGGGCGAACACUCCGCAAUUAUCGAAGACUUGGCAGAUCGCGACGCUCCCUCAUCUUUAUUGCGUGCAGGUGGAGGAAGGCCAAGUAUUUCAAGCAGUAGUAGCAGCAGCAGUAGUAGUAGCAGCAGUAGUAGUAGUAGCAGCAGCAGCGCCAGCAGCAGUAGCAAGCAAGGCGAUAGCAGUGCAAGCAAAGCGCAGGGCAGCGGUAGUGCUGGAAAGGUGCAGGAUCCACCGCCUCACGUUGGAGAAGCUGGAGGGAAGACAUCGAGCUCUUCUUCGGAGAACGACAAGGAGAAUAUUGCAAAGCCUGGUAAGCCACUUCUAGGUGUCAAAAAUGAUGCGGAGCUCAGAGUAGAUCCUGUCGACGUACAUCAAAAUGGACUAAAAAACACUGAGGACGAUAGCAACAGGAAUCCAGCGGCUGCUGUUGUAGCACGGCAGCCUUCUGAGAAGACGAAGAGAAAGACUACUACUUCUUCUACUGUUCUUUUACCACAGGAGCAGUCAAAACCAACUGCUGCUGAACAACACACAAAUGAUCCACUAGUUGCGCCUUCUUCUUCUCCAGUGACAAAGUCAAAGACAACAUUUCCCUCUGCUAAUGCGAUUGCGAACCACGCUAGGGUAGCAGUUCUAGAUAUCGACACACACCACGGCAACGGAACGCAAGAUAUCUUUUACGAGGACCCGAAUGUGCUGACUAUCAGCGUCCAUCGCGGUCAACUUCUGAUAUGAUUGGUGGUUGCAGCACUAGUGAAAUUGACAUUAAAGUUCAUCCUUUUCGACGUACGCUUGUUUCUAGUUCUACAGUCAGUCCCAGGAUCAGCACCUUUCAGUUUCAGGCUUCUGAUUCUUUAAAAUGGACACUUUGAAAUUGUUGUAGCAGUUUCAGAUAUACGCAUGCUGAUGCUUUAUUCUCGGGGUGGACCUCCCUUGUCAAUGAUAUCUUUGACCGAACGAACGUCUUAUGAUCGAUGUGGUCCAUCUCCAUCAUGUCGUUGUCCAUGCUAGGAAAAGCAAGCCCUCUACGUGUAUUUCCACCCCUUUAACUCUGUGCGAACGGACAGGCCUCAUGGACUUUGCCGGAUGUGGGAAAGGUGCUGGCUACAACAUCAACAUACACACGCUCUACGCAGACGGUGACUUUGUUGCGCUUGCUUAUCUCGAGCAUCUCAUUUUAUGAUUACUUACAAAUAACUUGAACUUGAUUGUCAUUCUCAACAUACUUUGUUGAUAAAUUAGUUUUAUUGCUAUGCUGCUUGUGGUUCUGGUUCUACUACUCCUACCUGGUACAACACCACAAAAAAUUAUGCUCAAGCUCUUUCACUUUCAAGUUUGGACAACUUUUUCUAACCACGACUUUCACAUGCAAAGCCAUGCUAAGUACAUUUUUUCUCAGCCAAACUUAGAAUUGUUGAGUCAACAUGAAGUAGCUUUCAUGUCCACUCCCAGUGCUGACGCAGUUUCGACCAGACUUGAUAAUCGUUUCGCUGGGUUACGACGCACUAGGCACUAGCGGACCCCUGUGUCCUGGUUGCGAUGCCAGAUGGACGCCAGAAGUAUACGGUCGAAUCAUCCGCGAAUUGAGACUGAGAGUCUGUUAUGAAGAAAAUAUCAACAAGCUCUUGAUGUGAGAGUAAGAGUAAAUGAAAGUAGAGGGCGCUUGAUGUGAGAGUAAGAGUAAAUGAAAGUAGAGGGCGUAGUGGGUGAAAUUUUCUAAUUUCUUUCGCGUAUUGUCCUGAAUUCCGAAGGCGGUUAUGACGUUAGCCUUUGUGGCGCAGCGGCAGUCGAAUCCGUGAAGGGACUUUUGCUCGACGCGCCAGACGAAACGACAACAACUAGUUCAGAGGAAUCUUCAAGCGCGAUUAUGUCAGCUGCUUGCGGUUUACUCAUGUAGUAGAGACUCUUCCAUACUAACUAUAAGUGGUAACUUUUUCUCAAGUGGCUGCACAGCAACAGUCAUGAAUGCAGACUUUUGCUUUCCUACUGUGCUUCAUUAAUCAAAAAACAAGAAAUAUAUGGUCGCUGUUUUCUAACACAUUGAAGUGUAUCUUGUCGGAAACAACUGAUACUCAUACUUACGAUUCAUUGUUCUUCUUUUCUAACAAGUGCAGCGGAAACCACUCGAGAUCGCACGCAAAGUCUCCGAUACACCGAGUAAUCCAGACACGAUCGCGAACAGCUGCUGCACGUGCUGAGGCAGCACAAGAAACAGCAAUCCCUGGUGACGCAGCCGACCCUAGGAAUCUAUACGGUGUCAAACUUAAGGCUCGAGUUGGACUUGUCACAUACGCUCACAACAACGCUCUCUCUCUCUCUCUCUCUUCAUGUUUGUGUGUCGUGUAGUACCUUUUUAUGACGGUUGUAGCCCGUGUAGUACCUUUUUAUGACGGUUGUAGCCGAGCGUAGUCUCUCUCUUCAUGUUGUGUGCGUAGUCGUCUUGCCUGUAAUGUCACUGGUUUGACAUUCUUGUGAUCCUUCGAGUUUCCAUCGGCAUCAACAUGGUACCAUUAAAUUUGCUCACAAGUUCUUCAUUAUAUAUUAAAUUUCCGAAUUUACUAUCCUUCCUUUGUCUUUUCCUAGUUAGCUUGGCUCCACCCGUAUAUUAAAUCCAUUAGUUUUGCUCAACAAGUUCUUCAUUAUUAAAUUUCCGAAAAAUUCAUUGACGCUCUUCCUCUUCUAAUUUUUCUGGAUUAUUGCCUUUGCCGAACAUGGCGAAUCUGCUCUGUCAGCGCAUCCAGAACUAUAGACGGUUCUUUGGCAGAUUUGGGUGGACCUUCCCAGAACUCAGUGCCGCAGCAAUAUCCGCAAUGAGGCAACGGGAACAGGAGUUGCGUGAGCAGUUUUACGCGGCAACAACAAGCGACGAAUCCAAUGCAGAGCGACCUUUUGCUUGAAAGAAGAAACAGAAACACCAUACAGGCUGUCCUACUAUGUUGUACUAUGUAUAUGUAUAAGAAAGUGGAACCCAUUUACAUAUUAUCCACUGGAUGGUUCCGGUAUUUGGUAACCUGAAUUUGAAGAUGACAAGGAUUCUCUUCUUAUUUUCCCUCAUGAUCGAAAUCAGGACCACGAACACAACGCACUUUUACUAGGUAGUCCAACGUUAAUUUACGCUGCUUUUAUUAGCUAUUCAUUGAGAAAAAAAAAAUCAUCUUGUUGAACCCAAUUACUCAUUAGACUUGGUCACGACUAUUCGAAGGGACUAACAGCACUAAAGAUUGAGACUUCGUUGUACACACCGACGGAAACUCGUUUGAUCAUCUCGUUUAAUCAGCUACAGCUUGAAAAAGUAAAUGCACGAUAAUGCUUUGUUGAUCCAUAGCAAUAGAUAGUUAAUGCUAAUGCUUCAGUUUGCAAAUCACUAUGGCUCUAGCUGUCCUAGAAGUCGCCCCUCUGACAGAAUGGAGCUGGAGCGGAAGGGGUCAAUCUUUUCGCAGUUUCUAAUCAUAAAAAGAGGACACCGAGAACAAGAAUACAGCAAGUUUUUUAGCACCCCUCGAUGACAUAUAUUACCAUUUAGAUGUUGAUGAACUCGUCAACAAAAAGUGAGUUUUCAAUUUUACAUUUACAUUUCUUGUUGGCAUCUCUCUGUUCGAUCAUACGUCUUCAAUCUCAUAUGACUGAAUAUGUAUCUUUGUCUUCCAUAUUGUUGUGACAUCAGAACCACUAAGUCUACGUUCGCUAAAUUCAUUUUGGGCGCAAGAUCAUAGUACCACAUCCCUAUUUGAAAGUAGCCGCUGAAAUCUGCCACAUCGGAUGGUAGAUCUCACCCUAACCUAACCUGAUCGUUCAUACUACAAGAAGUACAGAAGAUCUUCAUAUGGUGUAUAUAAUUUUUGCACAGACGAACUAGAACUACUGGCUCAACGAAUAAUCAUACCAUAUCCAUACCCAUGAAAGCUCAAAACCGGAAGAAAUCUUUGCAUAUCAAUGUCUUGCCCUCCAUCUCCACACGCUGUCCUUCCUGCAAGGGGCUUGAUGAUCGAUGUUAGGACAUCAACGUCUAGGUACGAGACAAUAUCCAAAUUGAUUUUUACAACAGUUUUUCAAAUCAAAACACCAACUGUAGCUGCUGCACAGGAGUCUAAAAUCAUUGAUGUACAGAUGAAGAAGCAACCCCGAUUAUUGGUACAACUGAAACUUACAGAUCUAGUAUCAUGUCGAGAUUGACCCCAAUGAUAAGUGAAUACAUGAUCCCCAGAAGAGCCAGAAACGAAGAUAACCUUUUCCCGUAAUCAUCCCAUCAUGGAAGCUACGUCCAUGUCGAGUCACAGAGAUCGG
Molecule: messenger RNA, 4682 nt
Organism: Amoebophrya sp. A25
Lineage: Eukaryota; Dinophyceae; Syndiniales; Amoebophryaceae
Source: the annotation of a GenBank genome assembly